Molecule: messenger RNA, 2494 nt
Organism: Annulohypoxylon truncatum
Lineage: Eukaryota; Fungi; Ascomycota; Sordariomycetes; Xylariales; Hypoxylaceae
Product: putative MFS multidrug transporter
Exons: 5
Coding region: 1-1764 (587 amino acids)
Biological process (GO): transmembrane transport
Molecular function (GO): transmembrane transporter activity
Source: RefSeq, a predicted model, not a curated record
AUGGGGAAAGCGGCGGAGGCGCAAACGUCAAGACUGUCGGCGUCCAGGCUCGACGGCGACACCACAUCCUCGGCAGUGUCAAUGCUAGAGAAAGAAACAGGUGACCACUGGGCUCCGAGGGAAGGAGAAGGCGAGCCGACACAGGAUGCGGAAAACCAAGAGCCAUCGGCGUCCUCGUCGACGGAGAUCAUAGCGGCGGAAAAUGUCGAGAACACCGACUACGUGACGGGGUAUAAGCUCGGGCUCCUGCUUGUCAGCGUCACCACCUUCUUCUUCCUGCUCAUGCUGGAUAUGUCAAUCAUCAGCACGGCCAUCCCACAGAUCACUUCGGAUUUCCAUAGUUUAGAGGAUAUCGGGUGGUACACAGGUGCCUAUCAGCUUACUAGUGCCACGCUACAGCCCCUGACCGGUAGGGUGUAUACUCGUGUUAGCGCGAAAUGGGUGUUCCUCUUCUUCUUUUUCAUCUUCGAGGUUGGCUCGCUACUAUGCGCCGUCUCCCAAUCUUCCGUCAUGUUUAUUAUCGGACGAGCCGUCGCCGGGAUGGGUAGCUCAGGACUCCAGAACGGCGCCUUAACUGUCAUUUCCGGUGCCGUGCCCAUGGAAAAGCGUCCGAUUUAUAUGUCUAUCAUGAUGGCCUUCGGGCAGACGGGACUCAUCACAGGUCCGUUAAUCGGAGGUGUGUUCACGCAGUACGUGACUUGGCGGUGGUGCUUCUACAUCAACUUGCCACUCGGUGGUCUUGCUGGGCUUUUUCUUUCCGUCUUGCACGUGCCGGACCAAACCUCCAAGCCGCGAGUCUCCUUCAAACUGCUCCGCGAGAUCAUUCCGGACCUUGACCUCGUCGGCUUUGCCAUAUUCGCACCGGCCGCCAUCAUGUUCCUGCUGGCUCUGCAAUUCGGCUCUUCCGAGUACCCCUGGAGCUCGUCGACCGUCAUUGGCUUAUUCGUGGGCGCAGGGGUGGCAUUCCCUAUCUUCCUGUACUGGGAAUAUCGCGAAGGCGACAAGGCGAUGAUUCCCUUCUCCAUGAUACGCAAGAGGAUCGUGUGGGUUAGCACUCUCCAGUUCACCGGUUUGGCGACGAGCGUCUUCAUCGGUGCCCAGUUCCUCCCCAUCUACUUCCAAUCCGUCAAGGGAGUAGGACCGACCUUGAGCGGUGUCUAUAUGUUGCCGAAUAUCUUGUCUAGCGUGUUAUUUAUCGUUAUGUCCGGAGCACUGAUAACGCGACUUGGCUACUACCUCCCUUGGGCAGUGGUGGCUUCGGCGGGAACUACCGUCGCCGCCGGCCUCAUCUCAACCUGGGCUCCCGACACCGAGACGGGGCUAUGGAUCGGCUACCAGAUCAUCUACGGGCUCCGUGGCUGUGGUAUCCAGGUCGGUCUAUUCGCGCUUCAAUACGCCCUUCCGCCCGCCCAGAGCGCCCUCGGGACCGCGUUCCUCAUCUUCUGCCAGAACUUCUCGGCCGCGGUCUUCGCCGUGGUCGGAAACACCAUAUUCACGCAGACGCUGCUGAAGGAAAUCGUGAGACUGGCACCCUCCGUGGACCCCCAGGCAGCCCUCGCGGCGGGCGGUAGCGCGGAAGCGGUCCGAUCCUUGGUGCCGCAGGGAAGUCCCGAGCUGGCGGGCGUGAUUCAAGCGUUUGCCACAGCUUUCGACACGGUGUGCUACAUGCUAAUAGCUUGUGCCGGGUUGAGUUUUGUGGCCUCGUUCGGGAUGGGUUGGGUAGAUGUGAGGAAGAAGAAGGAGCCUGAGAAGGGAGACGUGUAAGAGAAGCGUGAACUUCAAGAUUCGGAGCGAUGCGUUGGUUGAACUGUAUAUAUAUAUAAUCUCAUAGCGAUGGAUUGUUCAUAGGCAUUGGUUACAUACUCGGAACUCGGUAGAGGCGCUGGUAUAAAACGGAUCGUAUGCAUGGAUACAAUAGGAUACCGUAGGAAACCUACCCCCUUCAACCUCGGCAUAUAUAUACACUAGUAAGUUAGAGCCUCGGAAUACCUAGGUACUCAAUAGUAUAUAUGUUUCGAUCGGCAAAUAUCAGAUUUCUCAUGACCGUAACAAGCUUCUUCGGUAACCUUUUGAAAUUUUUGAAUCUAAUCGCAUUUGAAAGCAUUGUUAGAGACGUGGAAUGCUUGCUUUUGAAAUUUAUAGAUAGAGUGGUGUGUGUGAGCUGCUGACGCGUUAUUGAUGAUGAAGAUGAAGAAUUCGUCUACGUCCAUAGAACGUCCUCUACUUGGGUACAGUACAUGUCUACUUGAAAGCUGAGGCCGUCGGCGCAUAUGUACCUAUAUCUGUCGCAUGGGAUAUCUGCCUGGAGUACGCCUAACGCAUUAUUUAGGAUGGCGCGUAAAUUGAAAAAGGCAGCAAGGUUCCCUAUUGGCGGCACACCGUUAAUACUGCAGUUGGAUGGUUAGAUACAGCCACGCACCACGCCAACAUGCGACAUAACCAGCUUCAACAGCUGCCACGUCUCCCCAUAAUAAUGUUUUACGGCCAAUCAAUC